Molecule: messenger RNA, 1641 nt
Organism: Periconia digitata
Lineage: Eukaryota; Fungi; Ascomycota; Dothideomycetes; Pleosporales; Periconiaceae
Source: the annotation of a GenBank genome assembly
UCUUCCACCAUGGGGAAACCGGAGGCCCCAGGCCUCUACCGCCACCCUACACGUAGCGAAAUCAUCGAACAAGCCGCCCUGGAAGGCCACGACGCAGAUAUCCCUUCGAAUGUCGGCUCCCUCCAUCAAGUCCCAAGCCACACCAUUGACGCUCAGCUCGACCCAUGCCAUCCCUCCGCCCCCGAUCCCGAAAAAGGCGUGGCGGAAUCCCUUUCCAGCAACGAAGCCGGCAUUGGCAACGAGUGCGAGGACGAUCCAAAUGUGGUCUUCUGGGACGGCAUCGACGAUCCUGAGAACCCCAUGAAUUGGUCCGCGUUGAAGAAAUGGGGCACGGUGAGCAUUGUGUCUCUGCUGACGUUUCUGACGCCGCUCGCGUCGAGUAUGUUUGCGCCGGGGGUUCCAGAGGUCAUGAAGGAUUUCCAUUCAACUUCAAAUAUGCUUUCGAGCUUCAUGGUGUCGGUUUAUGUGUUGGGGUUCGCUUUUGGGCCGUCGAUAAUUGCGCCACUUUCGGAGAUGUACGGUCGCUUGCCGCUGUACCACAGCUGUGUAGCCUUCUUCAUCGUCUUCACGGUUGCGGCCGCCGUGUCCACCAACAUGACCAUGUUCAUUGUAUUCCGAUUUCUGAUGGGAACCUUUGGCGGGGCUCCGCAAGUACUUGGGGGAGGUACAAUUGCGGAUUUGAUAUCACGGGAGCAGCGAGGUACAGCCAUGUCGGUGUGGAUGAUGGGUCCAACAAUCGGCCCCUGCGUGGGCCCCAUAAUAGGCGGGUUCUUAACGGUGGCCAAAGGCUGGCGCUGGAACUUCUGGUUCGUAGCCAUUGUAACGGCCGCCUCGUUCCUCAUGGCGCUGCUCCUCAUGAAGGAAACCUCUGCGCCCAUCAUCCUCGAACGCAAAGCCCACCGUCUCCGCACCACGACGGGCAACCCCAAACUCCGCUCCAAACUGGCCUCGGACCUCUCCACAAAGGACCUCUUCCGCUUCUCCAUCGUCCGGCCUAUGAAGAUGCUGUUCCGCUCCCCCAUCUGCGCCGCCAUCUCAGUCUACAUUGCCAUCUCGUACACCUAUCUGUACAUCCUGUUCACGACAUUCACCUCGGUCUACAAAACCCAAUACCACUGGCACGGCGGCAUCGUGGGGCUCUCAUUCCUCGGAAUCGGAAUCGGCUCGCUGCUCGGCCAAUUCGUCUUCACGCAUUUCGGGAACCGCAUCGCGAGCAGACACCUCGAAGCGGGGACGUUUGUCCCCGAGCACCGGCUCCCCGUCAUGGCAGCAGGCGCCGUGAUGCUGCCCAUUGGGUUUUUCCUGUACGGCUGGAGCGUGCAGUAUGCGCUGCACUUCAUGGUGCCCAUGGUUGGGAGUGGCUUCGUGGGGUUUUCGCUCCUCAUGAUCUUCAUGCCCGGCACCACGUAUUUGGUCGAUGUUUUUACCGUGCAUGCUGCGAGUGCCAUGGCGGCGAGUACGGUUUCGAGGAGUCUUUGUGCUGCGCUUGUUCCUUUGAGCAGCGAAAAGAUGUACGCGGCGAUGGGGUAUGGAUGGGGCAAUAGCUUACUGGGUUUCGUCGCGUUGCUGUUCACACCCAUUCCGUUCUUGUUUAUGAAGUUUGGCGAUCGCAUACGGGCGUCUGGGAACGUGAAACUGUGA